GUUUCAGACGCAACAAAGUUUCAGGUCACUAUCAUGUAACGCCAUAUAUACAGUUGCGAAAUAAACAUGCAGUUUGAAAGGGCGCAGCGCUAGUGAAUUUGAACGUUAUGCUGCUUCUUCAUCUUGUCACUGCACUAACGACACUACUGUGUGUCGGUGAGACUUACACCAUCAGGAGCUCGGUGUCGUGGGCUGUCACCAGUGAUGUGGUGGAUGAAGAGCUGGACACGCACUCGGACGAGGCGCCCGCUGUGCUCGUCGAUAAUAUCGGGAUCUGGAAACAAGCCUAUCCGUCCUCAGUGUACCGGGACGCCUCAGAGAAGAAACCCGAGCAGAUAUCGAAGAGCGAGGAUGUGUCAUCCGCUUCCCGUGUGUUUUCGUACCGAAUGGAGGAGGUGAAGGUGCCGUCCAGCAUCCCUACGCCUCCGCCUCAUGAGGAGACGGCGAGAGUAGCGCGAUAUAUGGCGCAUUAUAGCGACUGGGGUCACCUGGCGACCAUCUCCACACAGGAUCAGAUUAAAGGACUUCCUUUUGGAAACAUUUUCUCUGUAAGUGACGGUCCAGCUGACAACAGCACUGGCGUUCCUUAUUUUUAUGUGACACCAAUGGACAACACUGUAACGGAUCUUCGCAGCUUUCCUUUUGCUUCCUUAACAUUUUCCGAGGCAGAAGGAGAUUUCUGCAGGAAGCAGGUUUAUGACCCUGAGGACCCUAGGUGUGCUAGACUAACUUUGACUGGUAAAAUGGUGGAGGUUGGACCAGAGGAGCUUGACUUUGCCAAAGAGGCAAUGUUCUCCAGGCAUCCUGUCAUGAAGAAGUGGCCCCCUGGACAUAAUUGGUUUUUCAUGAAGCUGGUUUUGCAGCAGGUUUGGCUGCAGGACUGGGUCGGAGGAGUCUCUGUCAUUCCGCUUGAGGAGUAUUUCAAAGCAGCACCUUUCUGAGAAAAAAGAGCAAUCGUACAAGCUGAACUGAACUGAUUGUGUACAAAAGGUGAUUGUUUUUGUUAUAAACUACUUUCAACUAGUGGUUUUUGCCCUGGCCAUGAUGCCGGUUCAGUGCCUUUGAACAUAUUCCUGAGGAUUUAUUGAAUGUAUGAAUUAUGUUCAAAGAAACCUAACAUUAUCAGUAGAACAAUUUCACAGCUAUUUAACGUUGGAGACCUUUAUCACAUAUAAACUAUGUAGACACUGUAUUGAAAGGAAAGCUAUUCAUUCAUAAAUAAACAAAUCACUCAUAAUAAAUAAUUCUACCAUAGGCCUUCACAAAGAAAUGUCAUUUCUGUACUAAAUACUUUAGUACACAAAGAAAGGUAUACUGAAUAGUUGCCUGCUUUCUCUGAAACUCACUUUACUGUAUAUCCUUAAAGGUCUGACAUUUAAUUAACAGCUGAAAUGUGAAAUGUUUUCGAUGGUAUUUAUGGCACCUAAUUCUUUCAAGUUCGGCAUUUACUUCUCAAGGACAGAGACUGACGGUACAGUACAUGACAACAUGUGUUACACUACCUAACGCAAUUACAAUGUAAUUGACACCCUAACGAAAUAUCUCAAAUAUCUGUUUGUGCCUUGCAUUGCCUCUUCACAAUGAUAUACAUGUGCUGCUCAAAUAAAAGAAAAACAUAUUAAAAAUA
Molecule: messenger RNA, 1627 nt
Organism: Labeo rohita (rohu)
Lineage: Eukaryota; Metazoa; Chordata; Actinopteri; Cypriniformes; Cyprinidae
Gene: creg2
Product: cellular repressor of E1A-stimulated genes 2
Exons: 4
Coding region: 108-941 (277 amino acids)
Source: RefSeq, a predicted model, not a curated record